AUGGCUGUCCGAAGCAGUUGGUUGACUCCUAGGCUCGUCACCAGCCUAUUCGACUCCAUCGUUAGCGACAAUAGAUUAGAUAGAACAGGAGCUUUCUCUGCAAGCAUUUUCCAAGCUUACUCGAUUGAACACAUCGAUGCUUUCAGAAAAUACCCUGGCUCUCGUGCCUAUCACAACGUCUGGCCUGCUGGAGUUUUUUCGGCUGGCGUCAUUAGUGGCAUUGAUUCUGACCCAGAUGGAGGCGGAGAAUCCAUUGAGAUGCUGGCCAAAGGAGACGACGACAGCAAUACUCAUGAUGAUCAUGCCCGAAACCAGUUAAAUCAAGAAGAUUGUAAGAGUCUAAUAUAUGAAGGUGCCGAUAGUCAAGAAUAUAACAAGGUCGAGGAUGUGUCAAUGCAAAGUGUUGAAAUGAAUGGUAGUGAUGGCACCGAUCUAAAUGUAAGUCACGGCCGACAUGGAUCUUUAGGAGGAUGUGGACAUUGA
This is a messenger RNA of Lobosporangium transversale, 483 nucleotides long. RefSeq lists its product as hypothetical. NCBI's taxonomy places the organism in Eukaryota, Fungi, Mortierellomycota, Mortierellomycetes, Mortierellales, Mortierellaceae. The coding region runs from base 1 to 483 and encodes 160 amino acids. The record is from RefSeq and is a predicted model, not a curated record. The transcript has 3 exons.